Molecule: messenger RNA, 4173 nt
Organism: Macrobrachium nipponense
Lineage: Eukaryota; Metazoa; Arthropoda; Malacostraca; Decapoda; Palaemonidae
Product: spermatid perinuclear RNA-binding protein-like
Exons: 8
Coding region: 277-1866 (529 amino acids)
Biological process (GO): regulation of regulatory ncRNA processing; siRNA processing
Cellular component (GO): RISC complex; RISC-loading complex; nucleus
Molecular function (GO): double-stranded RNA binding; siRNA binding
Source: RefSeq, a predicted model, not a curated record
GGAACCAGUUAAGGAGACUCCCGAAAUUAAGCGUUGUAGGUAGAUGAGAAUAGUGAUACUCAAUGUUCACCAGAAGGCGUUUUGAAUGAUGAAAUGAGCUGAGAAUAACCCUCGAGGAACAUUUAUAGCAGAAACCGCGACCCAUCAAUCCCGACCUCUCAUUCCCUGCCGUGGAAUAUUCGCCUCCUGUGGCAAAGCCUGUCGUGAGCGCCCUCUGUUGUAGCGUCUCGCAGGACGAAUUAUCCCAAACGUAAAUAAGAAAAUCGAGACCGCACCAUGGAGGGUAACGGGUAUUAUCCAGAAAAUGACCAAGGCUUUGGAGAUGGUUGGGGAAACAAUAACCGAAGAAAUACCUCUGCUCAGGGAGGUUUAUACGGUAAUGAGUCCUUUAUGCAAAGAGGGCUCUAUGAUUAUUCUACAUCAUCCUAUGGUGGAGACAUGGGAGGAGGAGGCCAGAGAUUGACAGGAUUUGGUGGAAAUAGAAUGUCAUCAUCAAACAUGUAUGGAUCAGAGAUGGGAUCGCAAAGGAUGCCAUAUGGUUUUGGAGACAUGGAUAUGCAGAAUCCGUCCUCUCAGAGGGACAUGUCAUAUGGCAAUACAGGAUCAUUUAGUUCUAUGGAUCAGACUGGGAGACGCCCAUUUGAUGACUAUGAUGGAUCAGGUAUGCAAAAUUCAUUUAAGCCGAGAGGAGGAGGAGAAUCAACUGGGGCACAAAAACGUAUCCUUUCUGAUUAUGAAAGUGAUGUGGCCCUUAUGCAAGGAGGGUCUUAUGCUGGAUCAUCCCCAUUUGGCAAAGAGCCAGCUAAGAGACGUGGUGUCGAAGAAGAAGAAGAGUUUCCUGCCUCCCAGCAAGGAGGGAAUUUCAAUUCAUUUGGGCAGAAAGGACAGGUUUCAUACAAAGCUGUAGCUCCACCUGAAGUUGGUCCCUUUUCAUAUGAGUAUGAUCAGCCUGCAAUCCAAAAACGUCCAUAUGGAUUUCAGGGUUUUAAUACAGGAGCUAGGAACUCAAAUUUUAUGUUUGAUGAUAGGCGGUAUCGUCUAGGAUCAGGAGGUGCAGGCAGAGGUAGAGGCAUGCAACGGAAUGUUGGAGGAGAAUGGCAGAACAAAGGAAUGAAGCGAAGUGAUCCGGGCUUCAAGCAGGGUGGUCCUUAUCCAAAAAAGAAGAAGAACCCACUUCAAGGUCAGAAAAAUCCUGUCAGUUUUCUAAACGAGAUACGCCCAGAUGCAAAAUUUAAUGUUAGUGACAUGGAAGGACCCAGCAACAUGCCCACAUUCAGAGUAUCCUUAGAGUUUGACGGUGAAACAUAUACAGCUUCAGCAAAAAGUAAAAAACUUGCAAAACGAUUUGCUGCAGAGGCUGCCCUCAAAGUUUACCUUCAAACACCAACAGCUAUUCAGCUUGGUUACAGUGAAAGCAUGAUUGAAUUCAGUGAUGGUGCUGAGGAAGCAGUUACACAAGGAAAUGAUGUCGAAUCUGACAAGAAAACUACUACUACGACAGAUACCAAGCCAGCUACAGACGAUGUAGCAUUACGAGGGAAAAAUCCUGUCAUGUACCUUAACGAAUUACGAAAAGAUGUAGCUUAUGACUUAAAGGAAGAGACAGGACAGGCACAUAACAAGAACUUUGUUAUGAGAGUAACUGUUAGUGGGCAAGAGUUUGAAGGUUCAGGCCAGAGUAAAAAACUUGCCAGAGCAGCUGCUGCCCUAGAAGCCUUAAAAGGACUUGGAUUAAUGAAUAAAAUCAAUCCCAUUAGUGAAGAUAAUAAAGGAUACCAAAUGCUGCAGAAAAUGGGUUGGAGUGGUACUGGUUUAGGGGCCAAAGAGCAAGGCAUUACUAAUUGUAUCGAACCUGUUAAGUAUUAAGAAAUACAUUGUGGUAACUUGGGGUAUAAUUUUUCCUCUUCUUGGAAAAGUAAACUAAAAUGUACAAAAUGGAAGUUGUUUGUUUGAAAGUUCUGUUUUAUGGGAACUACUUCAGAAGGACAGGUUAUAAUGGUAUUUAAUUUUGAUUGCCGAAGCAAGUCUCUUCACUUUAGGAUGUUGUGAAUUUGCCUUUUCUAAGACAUUGUGCAGUUACAUCACACUUGCUUUUAAAAUUGAAUGAUAAGAUAUGUAAGUAGCAUAGUUAGGUAAUGUAGGUUCAUUGUUCAUGUUCAUUAUUAGAAGUUCACAAGUAGGUUUGGAAAUGUACUUCUGGCACUCAUGAUUUUCCAGUUUCAGUGUGUUACCCUGUACAGUGUUCAUGCUUAUUUAUGUAUGAAUGAAGAUAAAAGGUCUAAGCCUUGAGGGCAGACACAUCAUUUUAUUUUAAAUACAGCCUGUAAAUACACUGAGAGUAUUUGUUGGCUUUUGUUUUUACAUUUUAAAAUAUGUAAGUAUCUUUGGUUGGUAUCUAUGAGGGUUUUUUCUUUUUUCAGGAAUGUGAUAGCAAGCCCUGAUUUGGCAAGACAAUUAACUACUGAUUUGUGCAUUUUGUAAAUAUUCAGACUUUAUGUUUACCUAAUAUCAAAUUUUUUAUACAAAAAUUCUGCUAAUGUUUCAAGUCACCCAUCCUUCACCACUGACAUGUUUACAGUAAUCAGAUUGAGCUGUAAAGUCAAAAGACACUUUAACCACAUUAUGAAGGUAAUAUUUGUCUCUUGAAGGAUGUUAAAUUUUAAACAGAUUUACAGAUAAUGUAUUCAGGAAUAGUAGUGUAUUGCUGUUGUCCUUUCUUAAUGUAAAAAAUGUAUGAUUCUAAUGAAGGACAUUUACACUAUAAUUUAAUAAAUUUUCAUUUCUGUAUAUUCAGAAACCAGUUUUAUUUUUCAUUUCCAUGUUUAGAAAAGAAGAAACUAUUUAGACCCGAAAGUGGAGUGCUGUUGGAUUGAUUACUUGGCCAAAGCAUAGUGACAGCUAUAACACUACCAUCAUAUUUGAUUUAUUAGAGUAGACGGUAGCUUUAAUAACUUAGAAUGAUACUAUUUAAAAUUGGCAGAAGUGCACUAAACUAAGCUAUUUCCAUCAGCAAUGGCAUUUCCAAGACUUGAGCUGAGUUAAGCUGCCACUUUAUGGUGCUGUAGAUAGUAAGCAUUUGAUAUGUAUGGAUACGUACUUCUAAAUUCCAUAUGGUAUAUGGAGAAACAUCAGUUUGUUUAUUUCCAGUUCAACCAUAAUUCCCUCUCUAGUGUAACCUCUUACAGCAUUUUAGCUCGGGGAUUUUGAAUUUUCUUUUGUCACUUGGAUACCUCAGGAAACUAUAAUGGUGGUGAGGGCUUACAGUUUUCUGAAUUAAAGACUUCAGUAGAUCUACAGACAGCUACAUAAACAUUGUGGAACAUAACAGCACUUAACAUGUUUUUCAGCAGCUGGAGUUUUCAGGAAAUCAAGAGCUAAUGCACCAAUAAUCAUGACAAAGAUCCAAUUUUAGCAGUCAAGUUAUUUUUUUUGUGAGCAUGCACUUACACCUUAAAGACUGGUAGGAAUACAUUAUCUUUUGUACUAAUAUUGCAGUAAAAACUGAUUUAUAAGAAAGUCUGUAUACGUAUUCAUAUGCUCCACAUGAAAUUUGUGUGUAUCGUGCUUAAAAAAAUUAAGUUUUAAGUAGGUGGGGUGCCGUUGGUUUUUCAAUCUGAUGACUAAGUAUACUAAAGUGAAAAGCCGUAUUCUUGGUAAGGUCUCAAUCAUUGUUUGGGGAAAAAAAUCUCAUUAGUGUGGAACCCGUGCCGAUAUGUGAAUAAAGGAUUUAGGGAUUAGUGUGUUUAAUACAGCAAGUAACAUGGCCCAAAAGAGUUUACAGUCUUUUACUGUGCUCACUACUGCAAUUAUUCCCCACCAUUCUUCAGGUCUUGUUGCUACAGAGCACUAUUAUACAUUUUUCUCUUAUUUUGACUGUAGUUGUAACCAAGACUGCAAAACAAAACUGGCAGUGUUUAUAUCAGUUAAUGAAACAUAACUUAGUCUUUAGAAAUAAUGAAAUUUGUGGAACUUUGGCAAUAUGAAAUUUAAGCAACAUUGCACUUACAUAACAUGCAGGAAGUCCUUGUUAAUCAAUCAUUGUUUUGAGUCGAGUCUGCAGAGGCUCCACAUGCUCAGACUACAUGAAUGUUAUUUUUGGCCAAAUUCCAGUAGCACAGAUAAUCUUUGAUGUCUGUAAACAAAGAAAUUUAAUAUUAAAGUAUUUCAUAGCCC